Phymastichus coffea is the source of this 6098-nucleotide messenger RNA. RefSeq names its product protein yippee-like 1 (gene Ypel). The transcript is spliced from 5 exons. The record is from RefSeq and is a predicted model, not a curated record. NCBI's taxonomy places the organism in Eukaryota, Metazoa, Arthropoda, Insecta, Hymenoptera, Eulophidae. Bases 2853 to 3197 code for a protein of 114 amino acids.
ACUUACAUGCGAGUAAGUAGCCGCUAAUAUCUAGAGCGAAGAGACUAUUAUAAAAUCAAUUUUAUAGUUGCAAGCAAAGAAAAAUUGUAAUUUAACCAUUUUUAUUAUAAUCACGAAGCCACAAUUUUGAACUUGAUAGGACAUCAUACCCAAAUUGCCACUUCGUAAUUGUAAUAAAAAUAGUUAAAUUACAUUGUUUAUUUGUUUCCAACUACGAAAUUGAUUCGAAUAUAGUCUUUACGCUCUAGAUAUCAGUGACAGUCUAUUUGCAUGUCGGUUUUACUUUUUGAAAAAAAAUGUGUGGUGGGUAGAGAGAAAGGGAGAGAUUUCAUUACUUGUACCAGGAUCAUAUAAAAUAUAUUCCAUAGACAGGAAUGCUUAGAAUUGAACACCUGGUCAAUUGCCGAUGGUCGUCUCUGACAAACUUUUAAAUUACAUCAGAAAUUAUAAAUUAGUAGAUGUUUUAUGCAAACAGCUAAUCGAGUCGGCGUUUUAAGAGGCGAAUUCGUAGGUUGAACGUAUACCUACAUUACCGGCAUCGGGCUAACCGAUAUUUUAUUGCACGUAUUGAUAUUUUCAGUAUUUAGACGAUACUGAUACUUUAAGUAAUUCAGACCAUUUUUACGAUACAAAGUAUGUAAUUAAUUUGCAGUUCAUGUAAACUGUGUUACUCCAACUUAUUAUAUGUAGUAUUGUGCGUAGAAUACGUAUAAUACUCCACCUAAGAGAAAAUCAGCGAUGAAAAGUUAUCCGAGAAAAUGACAAUGAAAAAAUUUGAUUUUCCAAAUAGCUUUCUGGAAAUUGCAUCAAUGGAAAUAAAACUUUUGAAUAAAAAAUGGUAAUCUAGACUUUUGAUUUUACUAUUGGAUACAUAAGUAUAUCACGCGUGAAGACUAUAAAAGCGAUGAAACGCUUUCGGAUGAGCCCCAAUUAGCCAAGUUAUUGUAUAUGUAGUGUCGGGUGCGGCCAAGCUUCAUGGCUAUUUCAUGCCUACUCGCAUGCGUGCCGCGACCGCGACACUCGAUCAUUCAGAAGUAAUUCAAAUGAUGCUACUUUUAUUUGCUACACUCGUGUGAGCGUGCGCAGUGGUUUGUGCGCAGCCGCAAUCGCAAGCGCUGGCUUUCUCCGUAGUCCACAUUUUUUCGUGUCGUUCCUCUUCGCUUUCACGGAAAACCGAUUCUAACGUGUAAUGAGCCUUAUUUUGGUUCUGCAGCGUGCUUCAUUCGGGAACUAGCGAUGUAAGCAUCGAAGACGUAUCUGUCGGACAGUGUUAUUCGUUGGAAAUUUCAGUGCUGCCGAAUACGUGGAAAAUAACGCAUUGACGUCCUGCUCUUGAUCUUCAUUGAAUACUUGUGGAUGAGAUAAUUGCUCUCUGCAAAGACCCUGGCUAAGGAGACUGAUGUUUCUAUACUUGACAUUGUUAUGCACUCAAAACUAAUUAUUUUCGUGGCACAGUAAAUUACCAAUCUAUUUCGAGUUUCGUAUUUUGCAGGUCGUCUCUUGGACGUAUCAACUAUAACAUUGAACAUUGAAUGAUAUCAUAUAAGACGCGAAUAGUCAGCGUCAUCGUUCAGUCCGAACCACAGCCGUGGCUACUCUUUAUCCAUCGUUAUUCCGGAGUGAUGUGAUGAAAAUUCGAAUCAAACUCGAUCCGAAAACCACUUUGGUCGUUAAGCGCGACCAAACCGUUAGCACGCAAUAGCGCGAAAAUCUGCCGUACGCGUAGCCAAGUAUCGUUCCGAAUGCGUAUAUACUCCGAGGUCGCAUGUCAAUUUGUCGAGAUUAUCGGUGAUUCAAGAAAAGUGGCAAUUAUCGGCGCGGCCGCGUCGCCGCGACCAAGCAGGAUAAUUGCGUCUGAUUAUCGUGUAAGGGCGCGCGCAGACAAUCGCACGAUUGUUUCUAGAUCGUCGAAGAGGAGCAGCGCCAGUCCGUAGCGGCGAUUCGCCUGUCCUCGGAGCGACUGCGGCGAGCGAUUGCGGGGCGAUCUUAGCAGCCAAACGGAGAGCCGAUCGAGAGCCCUCGCAGCCGCGCUGCCACGCUUUACGCAGAACGGAGCGCGCGGACAUUUCGACGUCGGCGGCGAUUCGUUGUGCGGCUACUUUUUAUUGAUCCGCGGAGGGAAGACCAAAUCCAAAGUCAACGUGCAAAGCGAUUCGGACGACGGAAUCGGGUCGCUAAAAGUGCGGUGCGCGCAGGUUGGGGAACAAAAGGCCGCGCGCGACUUCUGCGAGCCAAAGCUCUCUAAUCGCGCCGGCGCACGUGCGCCAAUUGUCCGUAAUACGAGUGGAGCCCCCGCCCCCCUCCCGCCACGCGAAUCGCCUCGAACGAAAGAUCGCAGCGAUGGCUCGCCGGCAGGUUUUCCGUUGCAGGACACCCGCGAGCACGCGGACGUGGAUCGGCAAGGUCGCGCUUCUCUCUUGCCUUUGUCCGUUUGCUCUCCCAGCCGGCGAAGGGAACGCGCGACGUCGAGCCGGUCUCGCUGGUCUCCCGCCGAGGCUCGACGUCGUCUAAAGCAGAUGCGCGCGCGCGUCAUCGGCGGCCGAGAAGAUGCGGCGCAGUCACUUGGCUCGGCUCGCAACGAUCUCGGCGAUCUCGUCACGAGCGGCUUUGAAAAUUCUGCUGCAAUCGGGCCGCGCAGAAGCGUUGAAUAGCGUUGGCGGUGCUGGCAGCGCGGCGCUGUCUGCAGACGCGACGAGCGGUCGCCAGUGACAGCUGAUCCUUGGCCGGCGAGCGCCGCGACGACGCGCGCGGCUUUCGGGAGGCGAGCCGCGGGAACGCCACGAGUGCAGCUUCUCCCAGCUCGGCGGCAAGGACGGACGUGCGAGGAGCGGAGCUGCGCAGCAAGCGGAAUCAUGGUCAAGACUUUUCAGGCUUACCUGCCAUCCUGCCACCGCACCUACUCGUGCAUUCACUGCCGCGCUCACCUCGCCAGUCACGACGAGCUUAUCUCCAAGUCCUUUCAAGGAAGCCAAGGUCGUGCCUACUUGUUCAACUCCGUGGUGAACGUGGGCUGCGGUCCCGCGGAGGAGCGUGUCCUGCUGACGGGACUCCACGCCGUCGCCGACAUCUACUGCGAGUGCUGCAAGACCACCCUUGGCUGGAAAUACGAGCACGCGUUCGAGUCGAGUCAAAAGUACAAAGAGGGCAAGUUCAUAAUCGAGCUGGCCCACAUGAUCAAGGAGAACGGAUGGGAGUAGCAGUUUGCAUCGGCUCACAGCUCAGACUGGUCGUCGUCGAACCACCAACGAAAGUCUGUGAUUUUAUUUGUGAUUAAAAUAAUCUUAGCUGCGGAAGCGCUUUUUGUGUUUUUUUUCGGACCAUUUCGACGAGAGAGAGAGAGAGAGAGAGAGAGAGAGAGAGAGAGAGAGAGAGAUAAAGAAAGAGAGAGUAAGAGACAUAGAGCAAGGCACUCGCAUCCAAAAACUCCCUUCGUUUGUUUCGCCAACGAUGAUGACGUCGCCUCAGCAGCGUAACGACGCGAGCGCAAGGAUGCGCCGUCGUAGCCGAAGAAAGCGACGCCGAAGAAAGAUCGUACAAGAAUUUCUUAUGGAGAUGCGUGCGCGAAUACGAGAGAAAAAGAGAGAGAGAGAGAGAUCUUUUUUUCUUUCUUACUAGAUUAAGCAUGACUGAAUUGUGAUAUAUAUAUAUAUAUAUGAGGUUCGGACUGCUAGCGUGUGAAUAAUUACGAUUAUUUUUUAAGGGUUGUCCAAGUGAUCUUUCUUCUUCAGCGUUUAAUAAAUAUUAUCAGCUGUUGCCGUUUGACUUCAUUGUAUGUAUCAGCGAUCGCAGCGCAAAAUUUAACGUCGUUUGCGCAAGCUUCUGAAUAUUUAACAAGUUUUAAGUUCAAUUUGCUGUAUUUGUCAAAAGUGUCAUCUUUUUUAUCACGUGAAUAAAUUUGCUGUGUUUUACUAUUAAGUAUAGAGUGUAAACGAUUUUUCAGUCAUAAUUCUAAAAACAAGCAAAUAUUAUCCGAAAAAAAUUCGAUGAAAGUCAUACAUAAAAACAAAUUGUGACUUCUUGCAGCGGAUACCGUAAAAAAAUUGCAAUCAUAUUUUUGAAAAUUAACGCACGUAGUAUUAGCGAAUUGUGCAUAUUAAAAAGACAAAAAAAAAAGAACAAAAAAGCAGUUGUAUAAAAAAAAAAGAAGUUUCGCUGUAUAAGUAAAAUAAAGACUACGAGAGUUCUUUGAAGAUCGCGAUCCGAUUUCCCAAUUGAGGGAGACGCCGCGAAAGGGAGCAGAGCGCAUGCGUGCAUCGGUUCACAUUUAUGAUUCCGAUAUAGGACUGCCUGCUCGCCUGAGCUGCGUGUCUAUAGAUGGAAUUUCACUGCCGAUAUUCCUAAUUAAUUAAUUCAAUGAGAAAGAGCGAAAGUGAGAAUUUAAAGACGAUGAAAGGCUGAUUAUAACGCACGAACGUCGAGGAAUGUGCUUUUGGGCUCGAAACGAUGAUGAAAAAACAAAAACAAAAUAGUUUUAACGUAGCUCAAAUAGAUAAAAAAUAAAAACGACAUAGCGUAAUAAAAAAGCCUAUAUUACAAUUACUAUAUAGGACUUGGAUAUAGACAAAUAAGAAUUAUUAAUAACUUAAGAAAAUUGAAAUCGACGAGUCGGAGAAAUUAAAAGAUAACGGUUAGGACCGACAGAGAGAAAAAAAUAAUACGUUAGGUUUCGAAAAAUUCACUUUGAAAAGUGUGUGUGAAUGCACCGAACUGUUUUACGUUCACCAAGCCUGCCAAACUGUCUGUUUGUCUGCCAGUUGCCACUACUUUACUAAUACAUAAUAUAUAUACAGAGAUGUCAUAAUCAUCAGCAUUAUCGUGACGCAGACAUACGUGCAAAACGCUUCAACAAACAGAACGAAUUCACGAUAUCUCAUUUGGAGUUCAUGCAUGGUUAUUGACCGAAGAGAAAAAAGAUAUUCACACGAGCAUGAGACGCGAUCGUGAAAAAUCGGCUCAUUUCCACCGUCUAUAGCGUCUAUCCUUUAUAAUAAUUAUACGAAUAAAUUUAUAAACAUUACGCUGUAGAUAUUUUAACUCAUGUGCUAAUCAAAUUUUAUUUAAUCUUAAGAAGAAAAUUUAUGUCAGUGUGUUGUUACAUAGCGACCUUGCGACGGUGAACUUGAGGUGAUGAAUAGUAAAAACAUAAAUGAACACGAAAAAAAUUAAAACGCGAAAACGUCGAUCUCGUUUGUAAAUAAAUUACAAUGCAUUAGGAUUCUGCGUAUCGAGUCUAUAGUUAUUGCAAGUAAUAGCAGCUGGGUAUCUUCGUUCUGUUUUAAACUGUCAUACACUGCUCACUCUGACAAAAUAGAACAUGUUUUCUCACGCUGUAAAAUAUAGCAACAAAGAAAGAAAAGAAAUUAAUUACGCAUAUUAAAGUUGAAAUUUACAAAAUGAAACAAAUACAACAGGCUUUUAAUUUUCGCUAUCUGGCAUGUGUAGAUUAUGUGAUAUGAGAGUACCUACGAAAAAAAAGUAAAAUUAGCUUGCUGGAUCGAGUUUGCCGAUAGUCGAAAACUAAAAGACUACAAUACUAAAAAAGAACUCAAUGCUUAUUAGUCAGUUGAUUAUACCUAUACUUUUUUAUAUUCGUCGUAAAUGUUAAGUUGUUCUUUUUUUAAGAAAAACAUUGAAACAUAGCUUUCAAUAUUAAUUUUAGAUACAAUUGGACAAUAUGGGGAGAGCAUUGAUUUUUGUAAUAGAUUAUGUAAACCAGUAUCUUGAUUUAUGUUAUUUAUGAUACGCUCAACAUUAAAGAAAGAAACAAAGCAAAAGUGCUGUGUGCAAUUUCGCGUAUGAGUGUGAUAAUGAGACGAAUGAAUUAUUCGGCGUGCAUGCUUGGCCUAAUCCUCAUAUUGUGUCUCAAAGAGUACUUUUUAUAUUAACGUGCCGAUGUCCUUAUUCUCGUGUCACUCCUUUCUAAGUCUAUUCCUUAUAAUUUUUUUCUUUUCAAAUAUCCCUAUCCUAUCUAUUUCCUCUAUCCUUUCAUUCCAUCAAGAGUCACGGAUUAUGUUUUAUCCCUUGAUUCUCAGUCGCAAUCUACAUUUCUAUUUACGACACGACUUUGCUUUGUAAAAUAUGUUCGUAAUAAAAAAUUU